UUAAGAUUGUAACCUUCCAUAUAGGAUUGUUUUUGAGGGAAGCCUGCAGGGGAGGUGUGCUCUGAACAAUCAGUGUGCUGUUCACCACGAGGAUUUGGCAUGUGAUACUGCCAGCAAGACCAAAUCCCAUGUUUUACUCAGCCAUUCCUCCGCAGCCCCCUUUAGCAACAACCAGUAACAUAUCCUUGCAGCCUGGGGUAAUGACAGGGGAAAAGGGAAGGAGAUCAAGCUGGGGCCUGGGGCAGGUGGGGUGUGUCAGGUGACUGGAGGUCUAUGUGCGAGUGCGAUUGUGAGUGUGUGUGACUGUGUGGGCACCGGAGAGUGGAGGGGUGCCAGGAGCGAGAGCAGGGGAGCGGAGCUCUGUGUGGGACACCUGAGAGUCAGAGGCCCGGAGGGGUCGGGGAGGGAUGUCAAACUCGGACCGACAUCAGUGUGGCCAGCAGCAGGCCAGAACUGCCUCCUGGGAGAGAAGUUUGCAAAGGAGAAAAGAGCUCGGCGGACACAUCUCUGAACCGCCAACACCGAAGGGUCAGAAGAGAAGAAGGGUCAGAAGGCUUGGUUACCCACCUCACCUGCAAGAUGGGGCAAUUGAAUGUGACACCUAGGAUGGAGAGGAUUCAAUGGACUAUGAGGGGGAUCGGAACGAGGCAGGCGAACGGCAUGGGCAUGGGAAAGCCAGGCUGCCCAACGGGGACACCUACGAAGGGAGCUACGAAUUCGGGAAGAGACAUGGCCAGGGGGUCUACAGAUUUAAAAAUGGUGCUCGAUACACCGGAGAAUAUGUUAGAAAUAAAAAGCAUGGUCAAGGCAUUUUUAUAUAUCCAGAUGGAUCAAGAUACGAAGGGGAGUGGGCGGAUGACCAUAAGCACGGCCACGGCGUGUACUACUACGUCAACAACGACACCUACACCGGAGAGUGGUUUGCUCACCAAAGGCACGGGCAAGGCACCUACUUCUAUGCAGAGACGGGCAGCAAGUACGUGGGCACCUGGGUGAACGGGCAGCAGGAGGGAGCGGCCGAGCUCAUUCACCUGAACCACAGGUACCAGGGCAAGUUCUUCAACAAAAAUCCUGUUGGCCCUGGGAAGUAUGUAUUUGAUAUCGGAUGUGAACAGCAUGGUGAAUAUCGCUUAACAGACGUGGAAAGAGGAGAAGAGGAAGAGGAGGAGGAGACAUUAGUAACUGUCAUUCCAAAGUGGAAAGCUACCAAAAUCACGGAACUGGCCCUGUGGACGCCGACCCUGCCCGAGGAGCCGCCCCCCACGGAAGCGCCUGUCCGGGAGGAGGCCCCCAAACCUGAAGGCACAGUAGAACCCGGGGAUGAAGCCCCGGCUCCGGUGGAAGCCGUCGAGGGAGAGAUGGACAUGAGGUUCGGGGAGGAAGAUGCAGACAUGCUCCGGGACGAGAGCCGGGAGCACAGCCGAGACGAGUUCCGCUACGACGCGGAGCAGGGAAAUGUGAAUUUUGAUGAAGACGAUGCUAGACAGUCGGAUGCACCAGAGUGAGCUGAGGCCGAAAGAGCAGGAGGUGGCUCCAUGCACGCGCUGCGGUGAGCUGGACAGUUCACAGUCCUCAUCACACACGCCAGUCUUUCUCCCCUAGUAGUUUAAGCUGGUUUACAGUUGCAAAUAGAUCUCUUUAUUGCUUCUGAAA
Microcebus murinus (gray mouse lemur) is the source of this 1653-nucleotide messenger RNA. The record is from RefSeq and is a predicted model, not a curated record. NCBI's taxonomy places the organism in Eukaryota, Metazoa, Chordata, Mammalia, Primates, Cheirogaleidae.